Arctia plantaginis is the source of this 300-nucleotide messenger RNA. NCBI's taxonomy places the organism in Eukaryota, Metazoa, Arthropoda, Insecta, Lepidoptera, Erebidae. The record is from the annotation of a GenBank genome assembly.
AUGAUAGGUCUCGGAUACAAUUGGUUCAGUUUCGGAUACGUGUUUGGUACAUGUCUAGCGGUGCGUCUGACAUCGGCGGUGGCGAGACGCGCCGUCGCGCCGCCAGCCGGGCUGCAGCAGUACGCGGUGGACACGCUCGGCUCCGGCCCACCUACACAGGUGUUCCCAGUCCGCCGCUCGACUUCACCCAAAGCCAUCCCUCGUCUAUGUAAUGAGACCGUUUCAGGGAUAUGUCGUGAGGUAAUGCGGCGCGAUUACGCGCUCCCGCGGGACUCCACUUUAAAGGUCAGGGGGAGGUGA